AUCUCCAGGCGGGUCAAAGCAUGCGCGGCAUGUCGAAAGCAAAAGGCCUGUUCCAGCGCUAUUAAGUGCAUCAUGGAUGACAGCGGACCGCCGUGUAAACGGUGUACGGAACGGAAUCUGUCAUGCGUAUUGAAUAAAAGCCUCCAAACGCUCAUUGAAGAGCGCUCACGAUGGAAAACCACAGUCAUUGGUGACCUUGAUCAUAUUCACUCCGCAUUGCAAGACGUCCUUGGGAGACUGUCUCUCCCGCCACUACCCCCUUUGCAAACAUCCAAUUCGGGUGCCUUAGAACAUUCACCCCACGAUGAAGCCAUGGACAGAGAAUUCCCCGGACCUUCCUGUGACAAUUCUCCUCGAGUAUCUCCAAGGGAUGAUGCGCUUCCCCAUGUCCCAAUCGAAUCCCUCUACCAAAUUACACGACUCAGGGCUCUGCGCUCAGAUGAUACUGCAGAUGAACCGCAACCUCCCCCAAUUAGCACGCCAAACCAUCCCGUGAACGACUUCAUUUCGAAUGGCCUACUUAGCAUUGAAGAUGCAGAAAGACUCGUUAACCUUUACUUCAACCGAAUCGACCAUUUCAUGUAUAUGAUCGGUGGUAGCAAGUAUCGAAAUCUAGAGAGCCUCCGACGAGGUUCUCCAAUUUUAACCGCAUGUAUCUGUACUGUUGCAGCUCUCCAUGAUCCAAUGAGCAACCAUCUAUACGGAGUCUGUAGCCGGGAAUUUCGCCGGCUAAUGGCAGCAUCGAUGUUCGAUCGGCGAAUAGAUCGUGACCACUUACGCGCGAUGUGUAUCGGAUCGUAUUGGCUUCACGAUGUUUCUUGGACUUUGUCUGGAUAUGCAAUUCGCCGAGCGACAGAAGUAAAUCUUAACAACAACUUCCACCGCGUGAUAGCGGAGAACAGUGAAGAAGCUAUGGAUUGCAUGAGAAUAUGGUAUAUUCUUUACAUAUGCGAUCACCAUCUGUCUAUUCUCUACGGACGUCCAUCCAUUGUCCGUGAAGAUUUCUCAAUUUCAGGUUGGGAGGAGUUGAUGAAGUCUUCAGUUUUUACCGAGUCGGAUAAACGACUCGUAAGUCAGAUGGCAUUGCUGAUAAUAAUGAGCAACGUCCGCGAACUAUUUGGUCCUGACACCGGAGAGCCCGUCCCACGGGCAUUUGCCCCUCAGUUAACGAACUUCAGUCGGCAAAUCGACCAGUGGAUGGGAUACUGGACCACAGAACUACAAAAACUUCACCAAUUCAUUGGAGAAUUUCCUACAAAGGGCGUCAUUCUACAUCAUCACCUUGCCAAGCUACACCUUCAUUCCCACGUCUUUCGGGGACUCAAAGGCGCGCCUGUGCCAGCGUUCUUCCAAGAAAGCGCUGUCGCCGCUGUAUCCUCCGCAACAUCGAUCAUCGAAAUGCUACUUACCGACUAUGACAUUCGCGAGGGACUCGUAGGCAUCCCACACUACAUCCACUCCAUGAUAGCGUUCGCUUGCGUCUUCCUCCUUAAAGUCGCCGCCCAACACUCCGGGCAAUUCAUCGAAGAUGCCGUAGUCUUCGACCUCGCGACUAAAGCCGUCCAACAGUUUCGGUCAACUGCCGUAGGCAAAUGGCACCUCGUACAUCUGAUGGCCGACGGGUUGGAAAAAAUGGUGGCAUCGAAGAUCAAGAGUCCAUCGGCGAUCCGUAGUCCUCCGCUUCCGGAUGCGAACAGGAAUGGGAAUGGCGUGGCACCAUCGGGUCUGCAUUAUAUGAAUCAGAGUCAGGCUGCGACGUCAAUGCUGCUGAUGCCGAACGGUGAGGGGCUUUAUGGGAGUGGGGGGAAUGCAGUAGUGAAUGGGUUUGAGGAGGAUUUGAAUAUAGCUACGAGCUCCUUUUUGCAUUUUGAUUCGGGUAAUUUUGAUUUCAAUUUUACUGGAUUUUGAGGAUGAAAAUCCUCUUAGUAUCAACGGAACUAAAGCUUGAGUAUUUCCGUGGCCUUCCGCUGCACUCCUUUCUUUCAGGGUUUAGGUCCUUGGCGAGUCUUGUCAUGGCGUGAAGGAGUCGCUAAUUCUAG
Molecule: messenger RNA, 2039 nt
Organism: Lindgomyces ingoldianus
Lineage: Eukaryota; Fungi; Ascomycota; Dothideomycetes; Pleosporales; Lindgomycetaceae
Exons: 4
Coding region: 73-1908 (611 amino acids)
Biological process (GO): DNA-templated transcription
Molecular function (GO): zinc ion binding; DNA binding
Source: RefSeq, a predicted model, not a curated record